UGCCUAGUGAGGAUCAGGUGACAAGUGGCUAAUCUGCCUUUGUCUUCCGUACUGUUAGCCAACGUACAAUCGUUGGAAAAUAAACGGGAUGAACUAAAAGCUCAGAUAUCCUACCAACGGGAUAUUCAAAACUGUAAUAUCUUAUGUUUCACCGAGUUGUGACUGAACAACGACAUUAAUAACGUACAGCUGGCAGGUUAUACACUCUAUCGGCAGGAUUGUCUUACCAGCAGCCUCUGGUAAGACAAGGGGUAGGGGUCUAUGUAUAUUUGUAAACAACAGUUGGUGCACAAUAUCUAAGGAAGUCUCUAGGUUUUGCUUGCCUGAGGUAGAGUAUCUCAUGAAUAGCAGUAGACCGAACUAUCUACCUAGAGAGUUUUCAUCUGUAUUUUUCGUAUCUGUCUGCAUACCACCACAGACCGAUGCUGGCCCUAAGCCCACCAUAAACAAACAGGAAAACGCUCAUCCUGAGGCGGCUCUCCUAGUGGCCGGGGACUUUAACGCAGGAAAAUUAAAUCAGUUUUACCUAAUUUCUAUCAGCAUGUUAAAUGUGAACCAGAGGGAAAAAUACUCUAGACAACCUUUACUCUACACACCGAGAUGCAUACAAAGCUCUCCAUCACCCUCCAUUUGGCAAAUCUGACCAUAAUUCUAUGCUCCUGAUUCAAGCUAAAAUUAAUGCAGGAAGCACCAUUGACUCGAUCAUUAAAAAAGUGAUCAGAUUAAGGAGAUGCUAAACUACAGGAAUGUGUUGCUAGCACACACUGGAAUAUGUUCCGGGAUUCUUCUGAUGGCAUUGGGGAUUACACUACAUCAGUCACUGGCUUCAUCAAUAAGUGCAUCGAAGACAGAGAGACCUGUGGCUGUUCUGACCCUCCAACCCAACUGGCCCCAGAUUUUCAGUGGAGAGACUGUCACUCUCAGAUGUGACAUACAGGGGGGAGAAGAGAUUGAGUAUGCUUUUUAUAACAGUGGGAAGUUGGUCUCCACCAAAACAGAGCCCGAGUACAGAAUCGAUCCUGCAAAGAAUGGUUUAUAUACCUGUGAAGGUCUUCAGAAAAGAAAUGGCUUAAAACCCUCCCAGACAAGUAAUGUUGUACAAUUAACUGUGUUAGAUCAACCCCAAGCUGUCCUGAGUGUCUCUCCUCAGUGGCUGGACCCUGGAGUCUCGGUUACUCUGAGCUGUUGGGUUAAAGAGUCAUCUGCAAGCUGGAGGUUCUUCUGGUACCAAACUGUUCCCUACACAGCUGGGUUACUCUCCCUGUCAGAUAGGUCCUACUCUUUAGAGCCUCUAUCUAGCAAUGGGACUAGUGAAGACUCCUACAAUCUGAUCCCUACUGGUCCUAGUCACACAGGAGGAUAUGUGUGUAGAGCUGGAAGAGGAGACCCAGUUUAUGACACACUCUACAGUGAACCUCAGUUUCUCUGGUCAGGAGAGCCGCAACCUUCAGUGUCUCUCAAAAUGAGACCUAACAGAACACAACACUUUUCAACAAAGUCUCUCUCACUCAGCUGUGAGGAGAAGGGGAACACUAUUGGAUGGAAACUGAAGAGAUACAGAGAGAAAGCAGUGGAUUCAGAGUGUGGCUCUAACUGGGGAUCAAUAGCAGGAUCCAAAUGUACCAUAAUGUUUACAUACUCAUGGGACAGUGGAGUGUACUGGUGUGAGUCCGGAUCAGGAGAGUACAGUAAUGCUGUCAACAUCACAGUGGCUGUUGGCCCUGUGAUCCUGGAGAGCCCUGCCUAUCCCAUAACUGAGGGAGACUCUGUGACUCUACGCUGUACACAUAGAUAUCAGGAAACAAACCCGAACCCCAAGGUUGAUUUCCACAAAGAUGGAGUACUCAUCGGGAAUGAGACCACAGGAGAAAUGACCAUCCCUGCAGUAUCCAAGACAGAUGAAGGCUCCUAUAAGUGUACAUUUAAUGAAGAAGAAUCACCAAAGAGCGUGGUGAGAGUGAGAGGUGUAACUCCUGGACCCUCUACAUCAGUCCCAGUAGGAGUGGUUGUGGGCCUGGUUGUUGCUGGUGUUCUACUGACCAUUCUCCUGGUACUGCUGUGUCAAUAUAAAAAUGCCAAAGAUUCCUGUUGCAACAGGACAUUCUCGCUCCCCCAGCCCCAGAGCACCAACCAACAGGACCAAGAAUCUACCCAGGGACGAGCUCCUGAUCCUGGGUAUACACGUAUGCAGCAUGGUGGCGCUAACAUCUACGAUACAAUCGCUCCCUCAGACAAUAAUGACAAUGAUGCUGGUGCUGCUACUGCUGGACCAAGUGAUGUGAUGUACGCCCAGAUUCAACUCAAAGAGUUGGACAAGAAAAAUAAAAAAAUGCCAGCUGAUCCAAAAGAAAAUCCAGUCUAUUCUGAGGUCAAGACAGGGAAGGCCACAGCUUAAACAGAAGGCCAAAGCCAAAGAAGAAAGGUAAGACUAGACAUCCCUCCAUAUUUCCCCUCACUCCUCUUUUUAUUUUACCUUUAUUUAACUAGGCAAGUCAGUUAAGAACAAACUCUAGUUUUCAAUGACGGCCUAGGAACAGGCCGUCACUGAGGGUUAACUGCCUUGUUCAGGGGCAGAACGACAGAUUUGUACCUUGUCAGCUUAGUCCAAGUCUCUAACCACCAGCUGUAUAUUAUUCUGUAUAUUCACUGGUUAUAUAUAUUUGUUUUGUAUUUUCACCCCUUUUUUCUCCCCAAUUUCAUGAUAUCCAAUUGGUAGUUACAGUCUUGUCUCAUCGCUGCAACUCCUGUACGGCCUUAAGAGAGUCGAAGGUCAAGAGCCAUGCGUCCUCCGAAACACAACCUAACCAAGCUGUACUGCUUCUUGACACAAUGCCCAUCCAUCCCGGAAGCCAGCCGCACCAAUGUGUCGGAGGAAACACCGUACACCUGGCGCCCGUGUCAGCAUGCACUGCACCUGGCCCGCCACAGGAGUCGCUAGUGCGCGAUGAGACAAGGAUAUCCCUGCCGGCCAAACCCUCCCCUAACGAUGCUGGGCCAUUUGUGCGCCACCCCAUGGGCCUCCCGGUCGCGAACCCAGAGUCUCUAGUGGCACAGCUAGUGCCUUAGACCACUGAGCCACUUGGUAGGCCUGGUUAUAUUAUUCUAAUGUGUUACCCUUAUAGAAACUGCAAAUCCACCUGAGGCAGAUUUGGUCUAUUCUCAAGUGAAGCCAGGCACAUCCACAGAUAAGACAAAUUAUAGUCGUAUGCUAUUGAUAUUUAAUAUGAUACUAAUAUGGAACUAAUUCUUCAAUGUCAAAGUAUACUUAAUCUAUUGUUAGGUUCUGGACAAACUGUAGUAAAAACUCAGACGGACAACUAGAAAAAGCUCAAACCAAGUGUAUUCCCCCUCUGGGUCAUACAUCUGCAAAGACAAGGCAUGAAUACACAAGCACAUAUAUUUAUAACUUUGCACUAGGCGAGGUCAACUCCUUACAAAUCUAGACAACCAAUACAUCUCCGUUGCUAGGCAGGGAUUUAAUUGGUACCUCUCACUGGUGUAGUCAGACCUGCCUGAUACUAAAACAUUUGUGGGCAUGGAAGUGUAUGUGUGAGAUAGGACUGUAGGACUGUAGUAGACGAGUCAUUGUGGUGGGCCUCUCUGGCCUCCCUCCCAGAGCUUUCUUCUCACUUCAUCUGUUGAUUUGACCUCAAGACGCAUUCUUCACUCCUCCCUAGUUCCGCAGCUGGCCUGCCUUAUCAGUGAUUAACUGUUGCCCUUCACCUCCCUCCUUAGAAACAUGGAACAGAAUAUGAACUUUCUACACUCAGUAACUUUCCACACACCUAGUUCCCAUCUACCCUUCAUUGGCUCCAACAUAUACAUUCCUUAUACAUGUGAAGUAAUCAAUCGAUUCUAGAAUGAUAACAUGAAUAAGUAUAUUUCAAGCUAGAUUUCAACACUACUUAAAGGACGUCUAUUUGUUUGAUUCUUAAGAGUUUGUUUGACUGCGUGUCCUAAACUACUUUGUGUGGUGAAAUGUUGCAGGUCCUUGAGGGAUGGAGGGAUGGAGGGAUAGCGGGAUGGCGGGACACACGCAAACACACACACACACACACUCACAUGCACGCACGCACGCACACACACACACACACACACACACACACACACACACACACACACACACACACACACACACACACACACACACACACACACACACACACACACACACACACACACACACACACACACACACACACACACACACACACACACACACACACACACACACACACAAUAACACCUUGUACAUUAAGGAUUUGUUUCUUAUUUUAUUUAUCAACAGAUAUAUUGUAUUUAACAAUGGUUUGAUUGUGUAUUACUGUAACAGCUUUUUGUAUUGUGUGGUGUAAUGAUAAUGGAUCUUAUCUGCAGCUAUAGUAAUUGUAUCUGCUUUGUGUUGUGUAUUGAAUUGUACUGUAUUGUUGUAAAUGUAUUACAAUGGUUAUCUUUGAUUUAUUAUGUCUGUUAUUCAGAUGAUAGAAUAACAUAUUUGCAUAUGAAUUUCCAAAAUAUUAUAAGUAUUAUUCAUGUUUUCUUCUAAUGGCCUGUACUUUUACAUUAUCUUUGUAUUAUGCUUUUUUAUAAACUUUUUUUUAUUUUUUAUCCA
Molecule: messenger RNA, 4612 nt
Organism: Oncorhynchus keta (chum salmon)
Lineage: Eukaryota; Metazoa; Chordata; Actinopteri; Salmoniformes; Salmonidae
Product: low affinity immunoglobulin gamma Fc region receptor II-a-like
Exons: 11
Coding region: 731-2395 (554 amino acids)
Biological process (GO): cell surface receptor signaling pathway
Molecular function (GO): transmembrane signaling receptor activity
Source: RefSeq, a predicted model, not a curated record